AUGCCGAAUAAUGAUUUAUUAUCUCAUUUUGAUGAUGCUUAUAAUUUUAUAGAUGAAGGUUUAAAGAAAAGUGCAGUAUUGGUUCACUGUUUAUGUGGUAUUUCAAGAAGUUCAACAAUUGUAAUUUCUUAUUUUAUGAAAAAGGAAAAUUGGACACUUAAACAUAGUUUUGAUUAUUGUAAAUCAAAAUGGAGUUGUAUUAAUCCAAAUCCAAGUUUUAUGGCUCAACUUAAAUUAUAUCAAUAUUUUUGUUAUGAAUUAGAUAAAAAUGAUAUUAUUUAUAAAAUGUACAGGUGGCAUACAAUGAUUAAUUUAGGCACACAGUUAUGUGAUAUUAAAAAUAUUAUUAAUUUUUCACCUGAAAAUUAUGCAUUUAAUAGUUCAAAUGAAGGAAAUUUAAAAUGUAAAAAGUGCAGGCAAAUAUUAGCAAAUAAAUCAAAUGUUUUAUUUCAUGUGCCUAACCAAAAAUUCGAUUGGCUCGAUGAAACAAAUAUUGCAGAAAAUAAAAAUAUUGAAAAAGAAAUAUUUUGCAAAGAUUCAAUAUAUAUUGAACCAUUGCCAUGGAUGGAAAAUAUUUUUAAUAACGAUUCGGGGAAAUUGCUAUGCUCGAAUUCAAAAUGCAAACAAAAAAUUGGUUGUUUUAAUUGGUUUAAAGGAUGUAAGUGUUCAUGUGGUACAAAUUUAUAUCCUGGAUUUAAAUUAACAUCUUCAAAAAUUGACGGCUAA
Messenger RNA from Pediculus humanus corporis (human body louse), 726 nucleotides. Its product is annotated as dual specificity protein phosphatase, putative. The record is from RefSeq and is a predicted model, not a curated record. Lineage: Eukaryota; Metazoa; Arthropoda; Insecta; Psocodea; Pediculidae. The coding region runs from base 1 to 726 and encodes 241 amino acids. The transcript has 4 exons. Gene Ontology annotation, biological process: protein dephosphorylation. Gene Ontology annotation, molecular function: protein tyrosine/serine/threonine phosphatase activity. Gene Ontology annotation, cellular component: nucleus.